This is a messenger RNA of Solanum dulcamara, 369 nucleotides long. RefSeq lists its product as uncharacterized. The coding region runs from base 1 to 369 and encodes 122 amino acids. NCBI's taxonomy places the organism in Eukaryota, Viridiplantae, Streptophyta, Magnoliopsida, Solanales, Solanaceae. The record is from RefSeq and is a predicted model, not a curated record. The transcript has 2 exons.
AUGGGAGUUGAAGGAAGAAGAUUACAUGAGGAGAGGCAAAGGCAGAUGGGUGAUUAUGAAAGCAAAAGAGUUGUUGGUAACAACGAAGGAGGAGAUGGUGGUUGUUGUAGCAGCAACGGUGGAGGAGAAGGAAGUGGCAACAGUGGUGGUAGAAGAGGAGGAAGUUGUGGUGGUGGUGGUGAAGGAAGAACUGAUGGUUAUGGUGAAGGAGAAAGUAGUGAUGAUGGUGGAGGAGGAAAAAGAGGAGAAAGUGGUGUCGAUGGAGGAAGAAAAGGAAGAAUUGGUGCUGGUGGAGGUGGUGAUGACGACGGUACCAACAACGUAAGGGGAGAAGAUUGCGAUGGCAGAAGUGUGGGGAGGGGUGGGUGA